GUAUAUAUAAACAUGUAUAAGGAAGCCCAAUCGGACUUAUGUUAUCUCACAAAAUCGAUUCUGGAUAAUUCUUUAUCUCUCUCUCUCUCUCUCUCUCUCUCUCUCAACAUAUGGAUAUUCAGGGAGCAGCGGGAGUAGUGUUGCUGUAUUGUUGGGUUCUAACAUGUCUCAUGAUCGUCGGAACGACGGCGAAUGGAGAGAGUCAAACGCUAAACGCUGCGGUUAGGGAACGCGGUCUCCGGGCGCGGCGGCCGGAGCACAGAAACGCGUACGCGACGAUGAUGUACAUGGGAACGCCGAGGGACUACGAGUUCUACGUGGCGACACGUGUCCUCAUCAGGUCGCUCCGAUCGUUCCACGUGGACGCAGAUAUCGUCGUCAUCGCUUCCCUCGACGUCCCUCCCCGAUGGGUUCGGUCCAUGGAAGAGGAAGACGGAGCAAAGGUGGUGAGAGUGGAGAACGUGGAGAACCCGUACAAGGGGCAGAGAAAUUUCAACAGGAGAUUCAAACUGACACUGAACAAGCUCUACGCGUGGGCCCUGUCCGACUACGACCGAGUCGUCAUGCUCGACGCCGACAACCUCUUCCUGCGAAACGCCGACGAGCUCUUCCAGUGCGGCCAGUUCUGCGCCGUCUUCAUAAACCCGUGCAUCUUCCACACUGGUCUCUUCGUGCUGCGGCCUUCCAUGGAUGUCUUCAGGGACAUGAUCCACGAGCUUGAGCUCGGAAGACAUAACCCAGAUGGGGCCGACCAGGGCUUUCUCGUCAGCUACUUCUCCGAUUUGCUCGGCCAGCCACUGUUCCAUCCUCCGAGCAACCGCUCUGAUCUUCUCGACGGCCAUUUCAGGCUUCCCUUGGGCUACCAGAUGGAUGCUUCUUAUUACUACCUCAGACUCAGAUGGAACGUACCAUGUGGACCGAACAGCGUGAUAACGUUUCCAGGAGCCGUUUGGCUAAAGCCAUGGUACUGGUGGUCAUGGCCUGUUCUUCCAUUAGGCCUCUCAUGGCACGAGCAACGCCGUCAAACUCUUGGCUAUGCAGCGGAAAUGCCACUGAUCCUUAUCCAAGCAGCAUUCUACGUCGGAAUCAUCGUAGCCGCGCGCCUUGCACGUCCCACCAUCACAAAGUUAUGCUACAGACGCAACCUUUACGCCAUGCAAACGGCAUUCAAGCUCGCGGCAAUCGUAUCGAUCCUAUCGGCCUACAUCCUGCCCUUCUUCACCAUCCCUUGCACCAUCCACCCGCUAAUCGGCUGGUCACUCUACUUGACCGGCUCCCUCGCUCUCUCCUCCAUAGCCAUCAACUCGCUCUUGCUACCGGCGGCAUCUGUCCUAACGCCCUGGCUCGGCAUUAUAGGGUCGCUCAUAGUGAUGGCAUUUCCAUGGUAUCCAGACGGAGUGGUGAGAGCCUUGUCGGUUUUCGGGUACGGGUUUUUUUGUGCGCCCUUUGUUUGGGUGUCUCUGGUUAAGGUUAUGUCCCAUCUUCAGGUGUUGAUUGAGAAAGAGGUUUUGUUUCCGCCACGGCUGGGGGAAUCUGGGAUGAACUCCGGCUUCAGCAAAUUGUAUUAAGAUAGAUUUUUCCCCCCCGUUUUGGAUUUGGGAUUUUUUUUUUGGCACGUUGCG
Molecule: messenger RNA, 1622 nt
Organism: Tarenaya hassleriana
Lineage: Eukaryota; Viridiplantae; Streptophyta; Magnoliopsida; Brassicales; Cleomaceae
Product: putative glucuronosyltransferase PGSIP8
Exons: 4
Coding region: 111-1568 (485 amino acids)
Molecular function (GO): glycosyltransferase activity
Source: RefSeq, a predicted model, not a curated record